This is a messenger RNA of Funneliformis geosporum, 839 nucleotides long. NCBI's taxonomy places the organism in Eukaryota, Fungi, Glomeromycota, Glomeromycetes, Glomerales, Glomeraceae. The record is from the annotation of a GenBank genome assembly.
AUACUCACGGAUUACCGAUUGAGCACAAAAUGAUUCAAGUCCACCAAGGUCAAAAAGUAAAUUUUCGUCAGGUUUGUCAUGAUUUUGCCUUAGAGCAGGUUCAAUUACAAAAAGAACAGUUAAAAAAAUUAGGACUUUUCACUAAUUAUGAGGAGCAUUAUAUUACCUUAGAUAAAAAAUACGAGGCGGAGCAAAUUAGAGUUUUUGGAGCAAUGGUUAAAAAAGGUUUAAUUUAUCAAGGAUUUAGACCUAUUCACUGGUCUUGCAGUCAUGAAACUGCUCUGGCCGGAGCCGAAAUAGAAUAUUACGAAAAAAAAGAUACUUCGUUUUAUUUUAAAAUUAAGUUGGCAGGAACUAACCAGUUAAUUGCCGUAAAAAAAACCGCUACUUAUAUUUUGGUCGAAUUAGAAAGGAAAUUUUUAGGAAAAGAAUUAAUUGGUAAGCAUUAUUUUCACCCUUAUCGAAAAGAUAAUAAAGGAUACAUAGUGUCGGGUGAUGAGUUUAUUCAGGAAGAAGAAGGGACUGGUAUCGUUCACCUCGCACCGGCUUUUGGAGCCGAAGACUUUAUGGUGGCUAAACGGGAAAAAUUAAUAAUUGAAUGUCCCAUGGAAGCAAAUGGAAUUUUUAACCAAAAAAUUGGAGUUUCAGAAUUAAUUGGAGUGCCAAUUCCGGUUUUAUAUAAAAAUAAUGAAGCCAUACUUAAUGCCGAAAUUAUUGAUUAUGUGGCUGAAAUAGUGGCUAGCAGUGAUAAAGAAACAGUUUUAGGACAAGAUAUUAUGGAUGUUUGGUUGGAUAGUGGAAUUUCGCAUUGGUGUGUUUUGAGAAAAAGUAGGAAUUAA